This is a messenger RNA of Penicillium olsonii, 777 nucleotides long. The record is from the annotation of a GenBank genome assembly. NCBI's taxonomy places the organism in Eukaryota, Fungi, Ascomycota, Eurotiomycetes, Eurotiales, Aspergillaceae.
AUGGAGGCUCUCUUCAAUAUUGUGGUCCUCCAAGUUACUGUCUUCUGGGAUGGCAUUGUCUCCAAGAACUCGCCCCAGAAGAUCGAAUUUGUGGGAACUCUCCUCGUUCAAAUCUUCUUUUUCUGGAUCCCCGCAGUCUGCUAUUUACUAUUGGAUGCAAUAGCACCGUCAUUUUCCCAUCGGCACAAGAUCCAACCAGCUCCUAAACAGCCAACACGCCGGGAAAUAACUCGCUGCUUUGCCGUUGUUGCGCAGAACCAGAUCCUCUCAUCUGUGCUACACCUCGCUCUUCUUUACUUAGCAAGUCGUGCGGGCUCGGAAUCUUCAUAUCGCAUAGAGAAAUCACUGCCAUAUUUCACCGAGAUCACUCGUGACGUGGUUCUGAGCCUGUUGAUGCGUGAAGUUCUGUUCUACUAUAGCCACCGGCUUCUGCAUGUCCCCUUCCUUUACGUGCGCAUCCAUAAGAAACAUCAUCGCUUCACUGCCCCCAUCGGACUGGCCGCUCAGUUCGCGCAUCCGAUUGAACAGAUAUUCGCCAACGCGUUGCCCAUCUCUCUACCCCCACAGCUGCUCCACAGCCAUGUCUUGACUUUCUGGCUUUUCCUAUCCUAUGAGCUAUUCAAUACCGUCACCGUGCAUAGCGGAUAUGAUUUUUUUCACAACAAGGCCAAGAUGCACGAUCUGCAUCAUGAGAAGUUCAACCUGAACUACGGGUCGGUUGGGUUGUUGGAUUGGGUACACGGCACAAAUAGGUUGGAGAAGAAGCGCUCUGACUGA